AGGAAAGGACACGUUCAAGGUAUGCUUACACUUGAACCUUAGAAAAGACAGUUUCGUCGUACUCACUAUCUUCUAAGGUAGUAACUGCAAAUAUGUGCUACUGAAGCUGCGGUCCAAUACGUAGAAAUGCGUCAGCAAAGUAGAGGAAGAAGAAAUACGCUUCCCCACAAAACCACAAAACCAUUAUUCUUUGUUGCAGCCCUUCUGGUGUCAGCAUACGUUCUUACCAGACAAAGAUCGGCCAUCAAAGAUGAUCACGUCGUCGAUCCUCUGAGCCGAUGUGGAGGAGUAAAACUCGCUCGCGAUCAGAAAUGCACACGAUUACUUCACUUUCAGCGUGCCAAGGAGGGUGGCGUAGGGCACCAACUUUCGGAAUUGGUUUUUGGAUUGCAACUCGCGUCACUGUAUAACGCUUCCUUGAAAAUGAAGCCGUUUGACGAUAUCAAGUCGAAAGACUCUGGGGAUAGUUAUCGGUUCUUAAACAACAUGCUUGGUCUAAAUCGGCUCUGGGUCAACGACGAUUACGAUACCUCGAAUCUCCGCAGCACUCUAAUUUCAAAACCUGAACAUAUUCCGAGCGAGUGCGGAGUUAUUUUCGAGAGUAGAUGGAACGAAAGUUAUGGGGAAUGCCCUGGCGGUCUCAAUGGCGAGGCCAUUAAUUGCUUUCUGUCGCCAGUUCAUAGGCUGGCUUUCAGUAAGUUUGCCCCUUGUCUUCAGGACGUGGCCAAGUCUGGUACCUGGUUGAAAAAUAAACCAAUAGGAUUAGCAACUAACUCUCUGAACGUUGUUUGGCAUGUGCGUCUAGGGGAUUUGACAAAUCAAAGUGUAGAGCUACAUAGGCCAGGGGACGAAUACUACGAGAAUAUAGCGUCUUUGAUGGCGCCCACUUUUAACGCAGCAGUUGGCGUCAAACACUUUAUAAUCGGAACUUGGUGGAUGCUAAGUGAAAGUCAUCGUGACGAAUAUAAAAAGAUGUUCCGAGGUAUCAUUGAGAAACCAAUUUUCCUGGAUAUAAGUGUCGAGGAAACGUUCCUUUACUUCAUGCACGCAGAUAUCCUCAUUGGCAGUGGGAGUUCAUUUGUCAGUGUUGCGCCACUUUUUUCGUCGACUGUCGUACCCGUCAACGUUGUUCCAAAGCAUGGUUGGAACCAUUUUGCAGAAUACUAUCUUGAUGGCAUAGAUUUGGAGGUGAACAGUAUGUUCGUCACGCCGCUCCCGAUGAUUUUAAAACUGUUGAUUGCAAAGAAUAAAACGGACAAGUUAUGCUGGUCAUAAAUAUAUAGUUCUUGAAGAUGGUUCACCGAACUUGACGGAGGAGGACGUGCUGACUGUCUUCUUUUACAGGGAAGAGGCUGCCGUGGGCCAGCGUGCACGGUGGCAGCGUUACGUAAGGUCAGGCACAGCAUGGGUCGAACAAACGAAGUCGAGAAUUUCCUGAACCUGUUGGUUUAAUAUUUCUUACCAGCUGCUCAUCUACAACAAUCAUCUUUCAAGUUGCACUCAGAUUUCUUCAACUCUUCAUUGUUUUAUCAUGGCUUCGACAAAUUUGUCGUGCAUCACCAAAGUCUUGUCACUACACGCGCCAGUCAUGGCCGAGGCAUAGAAGAUCUCCAUAGUGUGCAUGAAUGAACGUUAAACGCUAUAUUG
Molecule: messenger RNA, 1647 nt
Organism: Micromonas pusilla CCMP1545
Lineage: Eukaryota; Viridiplantae; Chlorophyta; Mamiellophyceae; Mamiellales; Mamiellaceae
Exons: 1
Coding region: 127-1275 (382 amino acids)
Source: RefSeq, a predicted model, not a curated record